This is a messenger RNA of Symsagittifera roscoffensis, 2212 nucleotides long. Its product is annotated as centrosomal protein of 131 kDa-like. NCBI's taxonomy places the organism in Eukaryota, Metazoa, Xenacoelomorpha, Acoela, Convolutidae. The coding region runs from base 221 to 2002 and encodes 593 amino acids. The transcript has 8 exons. The record is from RefSeq and is a predicted model, not a curated record.
CAACACAAAGCUUACGCCAGAAUUGACUGAGUGAAUUUUUCUAAGUUAUAUAAUUCUGAUUAACAUGAAAGAACAAUUAAACGCCAAAAAUUUACAGUCUGGUUAAUCAACGAGGCUUUAUCUCAGCUGAAAAAGUAAAUAUUUGCUCUAAUUUUGAGACACGUGUAGCUUUUCAAUAGUUAUUUUUCACUUUGAGGAGGGGUCCGUUAGACUUUUUGUCAUGACAGAAUCAGAAGCAUUGCAUUCUAGAGACCACUUAGUUCAGUUUGACUCGGUUAUAAACACUCCAAAAGUGAAUUCGAUGUCGUUGAACAGUUUGAGUUCCAAAUUUGACCUGAGUUCACUGCCCACUGCAACUCUGCUACGGAUGCUAGACAAUGACAAAAGUGAAUCUCAACCACGCUUCGACUCGAGUUACCAUCCCGAAGUGUCUUCGUCUUCAGUGGGGAGGUAUCUGGGAUUGCACUACGAGAGACCUCUCUCGCCCGGAGGCAUCAGAGAGACCACAGUGCCACUGUCCAGUUCAAAGUUCACAGCUGACCUCGAGGCACUUGACUGGACGCUGAAAGGAGAUCUUCUUGAACUGAAGAGAAGCUACUCGAUGACAGUUGAUCACCAGAUGGGAGAGAUAGAACGACUGAGUGAACAACUAGAGCAGACAGAGAGACAGCUGAGGAGCAGGAAGUCCGAGUUCGAAUCCCUCUCUCUCCGCUCUCAGGCCAAGGUGGACUCACUGCAACAGCAGGUGGAUGAACUGACCGCACAACUGGGUGCUGUUACUGCCAAUUCAGAUGCAAAAGAUCACGAAAUUUCAAAUCUAUCGAGGAGUCUCGAAGCCAGUGAUAACAGGUGCUCCCAACUAGCCGAACAGUUGCGCCACCUCAAAGCAGAGAUGGACAAACGAGAGAGAAACCAUAUGGUGACAGUUGAGUCGAUCAACUGCAAAAUCGACGAAAUGAACUCGCAACAUCAGCAGGAAAGUGAGAAACUGAAGAAACUCCAUGCGGAAAAGCUGGAAUACGAAGUAGAAAAGGUUCAAAGAAGUCUGAGGGAGUCGCAUGAGAGUGAGGCGAGGAGAGGUGAGAGGUCAUUUGAGACGACGAAGGAGAAACUGGAGCAAACUAUAGCCGAGUUGAGCGCCAGAAUCACCAGAGACAGCGCCGAGCACCGGUCAGCAAUCGAAAAAUUAAAAGAUGAUCACGAACGAUCUCUUUGCUUUGCGUUGACGAGAGAAAAGGACCGAGCUCAGGCCGAGUUGCACGACUUACAAAGAUCACUGUCCAACAAAAACGAGUACGAAGUGGACUCCCUCAGAAGAAAACUAGCCAAUCAGAAUCAAGAUACGGAAGAGAAGAAAAGACGAGUUGAAAACGAGGUUGAACUUCUCAAGUCACGUGAGAAAGGUCUGAAUGACGAAAUUGACAUGCUCAAAAAACGUCAUCGUGAAGAACUGGAGUCUCUAAAAUCUAAACUAGAAUCUCAGCAUGCUUCAGAAUCUCAAAAACUGGAGGAAAAAAUGAAAAGGAAACUGGAGGCUGAGAUAGAAAAAGAAAGAGCAGAUAAAAAGGUUGUGGAACAGAAUCUGCAAGUUUCAGAGACGAAGUUGGCUGACAUCAAGACUAAAUUUGUAUCUCUUGAGGAGCAACUACAGAAGCUAGAGCAGAGGACAAUCAAUAGUAUUGAGAAGACGAGUGUGAAGCUGGUGAAAGCGUUGGGAGUGAGUGACCCCCGGACAGACAGGUCUCAGACAGUGUCAUCUGCUCUGGAGUUCCUCAGGUGGACUGCCAAAGAGACCAUCAACAUGAUAUCCACCAACCAGACUCUGGUGCUGGACAUUUGUGACAAGUGGAAGAAGUUUGAGCGGGAGAAGAAUGGAGAGGUGAAGCGACUGAGGGAACAGUUCGACCAGGAGACGGACGGACUGAUUGAGUUCUCCAAGCAAGAGAUAGGCCAGUCCUACAGACACAAUAUGCGACAGUUCACUCCCAUUCCCGACUCAUGAGCUAAUCAUGACUCAUCGCCUGAAGAUUAGAAGAAACAAAAACAUGUAAAUUGAGGAGCCUAAAUGAAACAAGUUUCUUAAAAGUAUAAAGAAAACCAUGUAAUUCUUUAACUAAAUUAAAAAAACUGCACUAACAUACUUUUUUGCAUUUUAAUUUUGGAAAUAAAUAAUUAUCAAGUGAGUCUCUGAAAUUGAUUUAUUCAACAUUAA